AUGGGGGCCCGAGGCGCCGGCCCCGGGGGGGACGGCUACAACGAGGCGCUGCUGCACAAGACAAUCUUGGUUGGAGACAGUGGCGUGGGGAAGACAUCUCUUCUGGUCCAGUUUGACCAGGGCAAGUUCAUUCCUGGCUCCUUCUCUGCCACUGUGGGCAUUGGGUUUACGGUGAUGUUACUUGGAGACUCGGGCGUGGGGAAAACCUGCUUCCUGCUCCAGUUCAAAGACGGGGCCUUUCUCUCCGGGACAUUCAUAGCCACCGUGGGCAUAGAUUUCCGGAACAAAGUGGUGGCCGUGGAUGGUGUGAAGGUGAAGUUGCAGAUCUGGGACACAGCAGGACAGGAACGUUUCCGCAGCGUCACCCACGCCUACUACCGGGAUGCCCAAGCCCUGCUCCUGCUCUACGAUAUCACCAGCAAGAUGUCCUUUGACAACAUCCGUGCCUGGCUGACAGAGAUCCAUGAGUAUGCCCAGAAGGAUGUGGUCAUCAUGUUGCUGGGCAAUAAGGCUGAUGUGAGCAGUGAGAGGGCUGUGAGGACAGAGGAUGGAGCAUCACUGGCCAGGGAGUACGGAGUGCCUUUCAUGGAGACAAGUGCCAAGACAGGCAUGAACGUGGAGCUGGCCUUCCUGGCCAUUGCCAAGGAGCUGAAGCAGCGUGCGGUGCAGCCGCUGGAUGAGCCCCGCUUCCAGAUCCAUGAUUACAUUGAGUCACAGAAGAAGAAAUCCAGCUGCUGUGCCUUCUCCUGAGGGUGGCCCAGAGGAGCUGGCAGGCCUGGGGGCCCAGGCAGGAGGCAGAGUGGGGCCCAAUCCUGCCCUCAAGCACCGGAGGGAACCAAGCUCUGACAAGCCAAGGUGGAUGGGACAGUACAGUGAAGCAGAGUGCCUCAGGAGGCCCCUUGCCCUGGUGCCAGGAUUCAGAUCCUGCUGCCCUGCAGAGCAAUGACCUGUGUGCCACCGUGGGAAUCACUGUGAGGUGGUGACUGCCAGCCUGGCCAGCGAGCCAUGGUGAUCCAACACCUCCAUCACAUGAGCAGGGUUCAGGAUUCAGUCACACACCUCACUGAGGGACCCUUGGAGCAGCUGGAGGGUCUGUGCAAUGGAUGAGCCCCCCUGCAGCUCCCAGUCCUGUCCUCCCCUGCAGCUAUUCCUGCUCACAGUGCUGCUGUUGUCCAACUGGAAGAGCCUGGUCCAGCCCCUGCGUCCCUGGUGCUGCUAGGCUCUGGCUUCCCUCCAAGGAACCUCAGCUCAGCCCCACACCCCGAUGCCCACACUCAGCUGUGGCUCCUCAUUUCUGCAGUUGCUGCCAAUGGCUUUUAUCCUCCUGCCACCACAAAGCCCAUGAUGUCCCCAUUGUAUCCUGGCUCUGCUCAAGGGAAGGGCUGGGAUGGAGAAGGGUCUAGCCAAACCUGCUCCCUGCCCACACAGCUGGUGUGAGAAGUAAAAUUCCCCUGGGAGCAUCUCAGCAAUGCUUGGGGCACUUCUGGUACACACAGUAAUUAGGAAAA
Molecule: messenger RNA, 1508 nt
Organism: Cinclus cinclus
Lineage: Eukaryota; Metazoa; Chordata; Aves; Passeriformes; Cinclidae
Gene: RAB37
Product: RAB37, member RAS oncogene family
Exons: 10
Coding region: 1-750 (249 amino acids)
Cellular component (GO): Golgi apparatus; endosome
Molecular function (GO): GTP binding; GTPase activity
Source: RefSeq, a predicted model, not a curated record